AUGGCUAGCAGUCGCCGGAACAGACUCUUCUCUGGGUUGCUGUUUCUUUGCUUUGGGUUUCUGGGCUUUAUCACUUCUCCAGCAGAAGCUGCCAUAAAGAAAUACCAAUUUGAUGUCCAAGUGAAGAAUGUGAGUAGAUUGUGCCAUGCAAAACCCAUUGUUACUAUAAAUGGAAGGUUUCCGGGGCCUACAAUCUAUGUCAGGGAAGGAGACAGAGUUCUCAUCAAUGUUACCAACCAUGCUCAAUACAACAUGUCAAUUCACUGGCAUGGACUGAAGCAAUAUCGAAACGGUUGGGCAGACGGACCAGCUUAUGUAACACAAUGUCCAAUUCAGACUGGAAGUAGCUACACUUAUGACUUUAAUGUAACAGGCCAAAGAGGAACUCUAUGGUGGCAUGCACACAUUCUUUGGCUGAGGGCUACUGUCUAUGGUGCAAUUGUCAUCCUGCCUAAACAAGGCACCCCGUUUCCCUUCCCACAACCAUACAGGGAAGCUGAAAUUAUACUCGGAGAAUGGUGGAAUGGCAAUGUGGAAGAGUUUGUCAACAAAGCAAACAACUUGGGAUUGCCACCAAACUCCUCGGAUGCACACACAAUCAAUGGGAAGCCAGGGCCAUUGUUUCCUUGCUAUGAGAAACAUACUUUUGUUAUGGAG
Molecule: messenger RNA, 657 nt
Organism: Prunus mume (Japanese apricot)
Lineage: Eukaryota; Viridiplantae; Streptophyta; Magnoliopsida; Rosales; Rosaceae
Source: RefSeq, a predicted model, not a curated record